CGAAUUUAUGCACCUGGCCCUCCCUACUGGCACACGGCCGCUUCCACGCCCCGGGGAAUUUGCACUGGCCGCCUGCGCUCCCAGCCCACAGCCCUUAGCUCGUGUCGCUAUCCGUGUCAUUCGGGUCCGCCAGCGUCACCAAGCAUGUCUUCUCGGCAACGGGGCUUCUCGUCUUCCCCGCAGGCUGCGCCAAACGGACGCGAACAGUCUCGCGGCAUCAUGGGCUUCUUCAAGCGCUUCCGCCGCAACAAGACGUCAAAGAAGAGCGAGUCGCGUGUCCGCAACGACCUCUACGCCCCCGCCAUCCCCGAAUACCACGGCCCAGACCAGUUUGUGCGCCUGCCCGACAAUGUCCUGCGCCGCAUAUUCGAGCAUGUGUGCCCCCAUUCCGCCGACGAGUCGCUCGACGGAAGCGAGGACAGUGGCAACGACGGCUGCAUGAGCUGCGACAUGCGCGACCUCGCCCAUUGUGCCCUGACAAAGCGCCAGUGGUACGGUGUCGCCGCAGGCCUGCUAUACAACAGCAUCCGCAUCGACGCGGUGCACUACUGCGAGCUCGAGGAAAUCUACGCCGACCAGCGCCGCCGCAAGUCGCGCAACGGCGAUGAAAUAGACGCCCCCACCCUGCGCCUCCAGCAGCUUGGCCAGAGUGUCCGCGGCAACCAGUACCUCGGCCAGCGUGUGCGCCUCAUCAAGCUCCCGUACAUGACCCGCGAGGCCUGCAAGGCCGACCUUGCGCGCACCAUAUCCGGCUGCCCCAACCUCGAAUACAUCGAUCUCCCCGACGGCUUCUACAGUGGCGACCAGUCGUGCCAAUUGCUGCGCCAGGAGCUGCAGGCACGAUGCCCGCACAUCCGCAAGAUGAAGUACACCGAGGGUGGCGAAAUGGCGCUCGAGUCGCUUCUCCAGGGCUACUGGCAGGAGCUCAUUUCGCUUGAGCUGCACAAGAUCAACGUUGAGCCCAGCAUCCUGAGACAGGUUUUCGGCAUGCUCCCGCGGCUCAAGGAGCUCACCAUUACCGGCGCCCAGUGGCUCAACGAUUCGACUUUCCACGAUGCUCCCGGAAUCCCGCCCUUUCCCGCCCUCGAGACCAUCAAGCUGGACAAGUGCAACGCGGUAACUGCAAAUGGGCUGGCCCAUUUCCUACACAACCCCAUGUGCAGUGCCAGACUGAGGACACUUGUACUCAAAGGCUGCGCCGGCUUUCCCGUGGCCUCUCUGCACGUUGUCCUCAAGGCAGCAGUCAACCUCAAGACACUCGAGUACACGGCCACGGUGUCUGUCUCUCUCCCGCUGGACCCCAUCCCGCCCAUGACCUCGUACACGUUGCAUAAGCUCAACUUCGAGGUCAUCUCCGGCUCGACCAACCAGGUCUACUCGCCCUGCUCGUCUUACUACCAGUAUCUAGCCAAUUCGCUCACGUCCAACUCGCUGCCAGCCCUACGCGAGGUUUGGGUUCGUGAUCCCGACUUUCCAGAGAUCCUCACGCUUGUGCCGCCUGUGCGUCCGUUCAGCGAAGCGCCCCCGGCCUUUUUCAACCAGCCUCUCGAGGUCUAUUCCAAGGGUCUGGACGAGCUGGACUGGAUCUUUACUUCCAUCCUGCCCCCCGAGGGCGCGGGCCGUCGAGCGUCCAUGUCGCAAAGCCGGCCAUUGAGCAGCUAUUCGGCACACAAGGGUCUGGGGCCGCAAUGGGGCGGAGAUGCCCGCAAGAGUAUAGUGGUACCGAACGGGUUCGGUGGGUUUUUGGCCAUACCGGCUGAUAACGACGGAAGGCCAAGGAGCGCGGGUCACAUGGCGCCUAGCGGAGGCUUUGGGCAUGGCUACUCCAACUCUCUUGGUGGCAAUCCCCGUGCCAGCUGGAUGUCCCACGUCGGCCGCGAGAAGCGGGCUUCGAGGGCGGACUUGUGGCGUUAGCUGAUCCCUUUCUGGGCGCACGCCAUGCAUGGAACGGAGCAUCUGGAGCAUCUGGUUACUGACAUGUGUCCCCCUUUACUUUCCCUUGUCCUCCCUUCUUUCUUCUGGAUACCCGUCCAUUUCUUCUUUUUUUCUUCUUCUUUUUCCUCUUCAUCCAUCAUAUCUGUAAGAUACCAAGAAGGUUUUUUUCUUUCUUUCUCCCUUUCUUUCCUUUGAUUCUGGGGUUCACGGCUAGGCUAUGGUGCGGCGCACCUCAAGGACGAAUUAUGUAUGGCGACUCAGGGCAGAACCGGGUGAGCGUCGGACAAGGAUAACCUGAGGUGAAGGAUCAAGUUCUCCAUGGUUGGCCGAGAAUUUGUACAUACGAGAAAAAAA
This is a messenger RNA of Exserohilum turcica Et28A, 2289 nucleotides long. RefSeq lists its product as uncharacterized. NCBI's taxonomy places the organism in Eukaryota, Fungi, Ascomycota, Dothideomycetes, Pleosporales, Pleosporaceae. The record is from RefSeq and is a predicted model, not a curated record. Bases 145 to 1914 code for a protein of 589 amino acids. The transcript is spliced from 3 exons.